Rotaria sp. Silwood1 is the source of this 927-nucleotide messenger RNA. Lineage: Eukaryota; Metazoa; Rotifera; Eurotatoria; Philodinida; Philodinidae. The record is from the annotation of a GenBank genome assembly.
AUGGCACAGAAUAAAGUUCAAUAUUGUGUAUUAUCAUUCACAGCCACUGGUACAUGUAAAAGUUAUGAUGAGUUGAAGCAAUGGUGUCUUGAUGAUGAUAUUUAUCAAAAAUUGUACCCAGCAAUUGCAAAUAACAUAUUGUUAGAAGGUUUAACAGAAUUCGUCCAAAAUGAAAAUAAUAACCCAGAAAAGUCUGGUAUUGCAAAUUCAACAAUAUAUAGAAAACCAAAUGGACGUAAAAUCGAUUCUUCAAGAAAUUAUAAAUUGGUACGUGAUGCUGAUGAUCUUAAUAUAUUUCAUUUAUAUGUUGAAAUUACAAAAGGACAAAAUCGUGGUAACAAUAUAGAUCAUUUUAAAAUGCUAACAAAUUCGAUGGAAUGUGAGUUUUUAUUAAAGGUGGCUUUAGAGAAGAUGCGUGAUUCUGGUAUUAAUAGUACUGCCAAAGACUUAAAAGAUGCAGCUGAUAAAGAAAAUUUGUUUGUUGCUAGAGAACGUUGUGAAUUUAUUAAUCGUUGUGUACUUGCAAAUAUUGCUAUUACAACGGCAACGACACCUAUAUUAUACGAUGUAACGAAAUUUGGUAAUGAUAGCAAACAAAAACCAAAACAACAACAAACGACAAAAAGAACAAAGAAACCUGUUGUUUCUACGUCAAAAUGUUUAACAAAGUCGUCUGAUAGUGAAGAAGAUGACUACACUGAAUCGGCUUCAAAAUUAAUGGUUAAGAAUAAUCGAUUAACACCGAAAUUAGAUCGUCUACGACCGAGAACAGUUGGUGUAGGUGCCAAAGAAUUGGCUGGUAAUUCUCAUAAACCUUCAAACAGCAGCUCAUCGGAUGGAAAAAAACGACAACAAGAUGAAAAAGAUGAUGACAAUAUGAAACAAAUCCUAAAGAAGAAACAAAAGACAUGCAGAAAAAAAAAUUAG